Caenorhabditis remanei is the source of this 501-nucleotide messenger RNA. RefSeq lists its product as uncharacterized. The transcript has a single exon. Gene Ontology annotation, biological process: regulation of DNA-templated transcription. The coding region runs from base 1 to 501 and encodes 166 amino acids. Lineage: Eukaryota; Metazoa; Nematoda; Chromadorea; Rhabditida; Rhabditidae. Gene Ontology annotation, molecular function: zinc ion binding; sequence-specific DNA binding. The record is from RefSeq and is a predicted model, not a curated record.
AUGAAUAACCAAUCGCUGCAACAACAAAAUGAAAAUGUCAACACCCCCUUGAGUCCGGAAUUUCUGAACGGGUUCAUUCGUGGAGCAGAGAUGAUGAGGAAUUAUCUGCAGACGGUGUCGUCCCUGAUGCCUCCACAGCGUCAGGUGGCUCCAUUAGUCCCAACGACAGGAUUACCGUAUUCUAUGGCAUCUGCAACUUCUCAAGCACCGCCCAUCACCAACUUGAAUUCUGCUGAUCAAUCGAAAAUCACCCGAUCAAUCGAUAAUCGGGAUGAGAAAAAAUUGUUGUCAAGCCCCAAGGAAAUGGACUCCAGCUCUCCUCGGACAACAAAACUGAAGUCGUGCUCUCACUGCAAAGUCACCGAAUCGUGUUGCUGGAGAAAAGUUCGAUCGGACGCUGGAAUGAUGUGUAAUGCGUGUUUUAUCUACGAACGGAAGUAUAAGAAGAGUCGACCAUUGAGCGCUAUCAAGAAACAUAAUGCAAUGACGGAGCAUAAUUGA